AUGAGACUAUCUGACAACCCACGAGAUCACCAAGCUUACUCUGACUUGGAGAUAUACGCACAGCUCGUCCAGUACUGCAAGGCGCGAGCCACCGCUAAACAAGUUCCCAUUUCUAAUCUCCCGCCUGAAAAGGUUCUGAAGAAACUCGCGUACAAUCGCCCGCUCAAAAAGGACGCAUUGUUUGCAUACGUUGACGUCAAGCGCGUAAUACUCUAUAAGAACGACUUGCUCAAGAUACUCAGGGAGGAGGUCCCGCGCCCUUCACGAAGCCCCCGAAAAAGACUCGUCCAAAAAGGGCGUGGCUUGCCGCCAGCUUCACCACGUCCAUCCCCCGCUUCGACGGAACCCCAUGCCGUAGCUGCUUCGAAAGUGGCAGACACGCAAAUUGCACGGGAGAGCACAGGCAAGAACGAGCUGGAAGGCAAUCCGGCCCUGGAGAAUGGGGGUACGGCUACCGUCGACGUGCUCACAAAGCCUUGA
Molecule: messenger RNA, 480 nt
Organism: Anthostomella pinea
Lineage: Eukaryota; Fungi; Ascomycota; Sordariomycetes; Xylariales; Xylariaceae
Source: the annotation of a GenBank genome assembly